AUGCCCCUGGGCCAGGCGAUUGUGGCGCACGUCGGCGCUGUCUCCCGCAACGGACUUCAAGACAUUCUCUGCGGCAAAUCGCGGCAGACGAUGCACGAAGAUGACGAGACGCGUGGCUACACGGUUGUUUCGUGCUCGGCAGACGGCAAGCUUCUGCCUGGAUUACGUGGGCACGGCCUGACCAUGGCCAUGCUCACGGGCGACAAGGAGGGCACUGCGCGGUCCAUUGGAGACAGAGCAGCGUGCAGGAGCUGCAGGCGCAAGGGGGAGGUGGUGGCGAUGGUUGGCGACGGCAUCAACAUCGAGACAACCUGCUUGCUGGAGGUGUUUCUGGCCAUGCACCUGUCGCGUGCGGCCGUGCACCGCAUCCACUACAAGGUUCAUCUGGGCCGUGUGGUCUACAACGCAACCGUGCACACGAUCCGCCAAAGCACCAGCGUCCACGUCUCGGAGAUCCAAUCCAUCGCAACAGCCACCACUUUGUCACCUUCUCUUGUGCUCCUGUGGCAUCAUUUUGGCGAGGGCGAUGGCUUCAUCGGCACCAUCAGCAUGCCGGCAGUUUUGGCGGCGUACAGCCUGACCUCCUCCUCCUUCUCGCUGCGCGUGUCCCUGAUCCACAGCCCCCUUGCAGCAGGGCACUCGUACUCGCUGCCGGAUACGGUGGCGCAAAUUGUUUGGGACUUGGACAAGCCCUUGUCGUCACGAUCGAUCAGAGGCAACAGCGGGGGUGUGCACAAGCUCCGCAAUGGUGAGCGUGUCCUGAGCGCGUACGCCCUGGAGCAGUGA
Salpingoeca rosetta is the source of this 786-nucleotide messenger RNA. RefSeq lists its product as uncharacterized. Lineage: Eukaryota; Choanoflagellata; Craspedida; Salpingoecidae. The transcript is spliced from 8 exons. The record is from RefSeq and is a predicted model, not a curated record. Bases 1 to 786 code for a protein of 261 amino acids.